CCAUGCGCUCGCUCAUUGGUCUGCGCGCAAUGGCAGCGAGCGCGCCGCAGUCGCCGUGCAAAGAUGGGCGCGAGGAGCAGACAAGUUUCAACUCCGCACAGAUGCUACUUUCUUGGAUCUCAUGAUUGCUCCAACGGGAAACGCUAAGAGGUCUGCCAAAGGUGUGGGCGGGACAUGGCGAUGCUUAGCCAAGCAGAGCAGCCAUGGUGGAACGUAUCGGACGAACGCAACGGCAGCGCGUCGGACGGCCGCAGCGGCGAGCGCAACUACUACGCCAUGCUCUACUCCCUCCUCAUCCUGGCCAUUGUGUUUGGCAACGUGCUGGUGUGCCUGGCCGUGCUGAGGGAGCGUUCGCUGCAGACCACCACCAACUAUCUGGUGGUCAGCCUGGCCGUGGCCGACCUGCUGGUGGCCUCGCUGGUCAUGCCCUGGGCCGUCUACCUGGAGGUGGUCGGCGGCGCCUGGCUUUUCAGCCGUCUCUACUGUAACGUCUUUGUCACGCUGGAUGUGAUGAUGUGCACCGCCAGCAUCCUCAAUCUGUGCGCCAUCAGCAUCGACAGGUACACGGCGGUGGUGAUGCCCAUGUUGUACAACACGACGCAGCGCUCUCGCAAGAGAGUGUUUGCCAUGAUCGCCACGGUGUGGGUGCUGGCCUUCGCCGUGUCCUGCCCCUUGCUGUUUGGCUUCAACACCACAGACGACCCCAUGGUGUGCUCCAUCUCCAACCCCGUCUUUGUGGUGUACUCGUCGGUGGUGUCCUUCUACCUGCCCUUCGUGGUCACGCUGCUGGUCUACAUUCGCAUCUACGUCUUCCUUCGCAUGAGGAGGAAGAGGAUCGCCUUCAGCCAGGCCAGCGCGAAAGUGCAGCCCAGCUCAACGCCACCUUCUGUGGAGACUUGUCUGCAGGACGACCCGCCCAAGACCAACCAUGACCUUUCACCUAUAAGGAUCAAAGUGCAGUGCGUGGAGGCCCCGGGCCCGUCCAAGUCCGACCUGCUGUCGGGAUGUCUGUGGCGAAAGCGCCCCAAAACGCGACCGGUGGAGAACGCGGCGCUGCCCCCGGUGGACUUGCAGAAUUACUGCAGCAUAAGCCACGCCUCCUGCGGUCGCACCGAGUUGGACGUGGAGCGCAAUGAGGCGGUGCCGGUGUCCGGGAGCAGUUUGGCGAGGGUGGCGGAGAACAGCCGGCAGGCGUCGCUGGCCAAGAAAGUUUCCAACGGACGCACGCACAACACGCUGCGGCCACUCAACAACUACAACCCCCGAUUCAGGAGCAUGCACGCCCGUGAGAAGAAGGCCACUCAGAUGUUGGCCAUCGUGCUCGGGGUGUUCCUCAUUUGCUGGCUGCCUUUCUUUGUCACGCACAUCCUCAACACGCACUGCAGAAGGUGCUGGGUCCCGCCGGGCCUCUACAGCGCCUUCACUUGGCUGGGCUACGUCAACAGCGCUCUCAAUCCCAUCAUAUACACCACCUUCAACGUGGAGUUCCGCAGGGCCUUCAUCAAGAUCCUCAGCUGCUGAGAAGAGAGAGAAAAAGACUGAAAAACUCACUUUUUCUCCCUGGCUGCGGACAAAGUGGGAUUGUUUUUGCAUCUCCUUUCCGGAAAAAGGGCUGCGGUGCGGCAUGGAUGGGGACGAGUUUUUGUGGACGCCCAGCAGUGUGUGGACUGACUCGUGUCACGCACAUAUUGUCCCAUCCUACAGUGCAUGCAAACCAGCAAAACAACGCUGGAAUAUCAAAUGCGGAGGACGUUUUUUUGACUUAGACCACCAUCUUAUUAAAAAAAACAAUAACAUCAGAUUUCAUUUAAGUGUUGUAAAUAAAGACAUCAUUCCACACGCACGCUGUGAAGUUACUCACACGCUAAUAAUGACGUGAGAAGAAGCGGGAACGGGAGGGAAAUAGAAUGAAAACAGAAAAAAAAAAAUGGGAUCGGUACUCUCCUCUUGGCAAGGGAGUGGAAUCAA
Molecule: messenger RNA, 1968 nt
Organism: Syngnathus typhle (broad-nosed pipefish)
Lineage: Eukaryota; Metazoa; Chordata; Actinopteri; Syngnathiformes; Syngnathidae
Gene: drd3
Product: dopamine receptor D3
Exons: 8
Coding region: 175-1521 (448 amino acids)
Biological process (GO): adenylate cyclase-activating adrenergic receptor signaling pathway
Cellular component (GO): membrane
Molecular function (GO): G protein-coupled receptor activity; dopamine neurotransmitter receptor activity, coupled via Gi/Go
Source: RefSeq, a predicted model, not a curated record